CAUCCUUUGCGUAAACCACUUUUCGAGGGAGCUCUUCGACGCGCCAUGGCGCAAAAGAGCCUCUUCUCUUUCGGCUUCAAGGGCCAGAACCAGGCGAAGGCAACGACGAAGGACGACGCCGACGUCGACAUGCCUGCCGCGAGCAGCUCGAAGAAGUUGACGAAACCGACGAAAGCCAAGGUGUCGCAGUCCAUGAAGACGAAACCAAAGCCCAAGCCACAACCGAAGAAGAAGCCAGCACCCAAGCCCAAGCGCAAGGGUGGCGAUGACGACGAAGACGAGGAUGUCCCCUCGAGUGACGGCGAACACGACGCCCAGUCAGACGACGAUUACCAAGAACCGGAGGGCUCGGGGAAGGAGGACAGCGACGAAGACGCGCUCGAGGCGGAUGAGGACGCGUCAGAUGACAAUAUGGCCGUAGAGGAAGACUUGGAGGAGAGCGAAGACGAGAAACCGCAGCGUGUGAAGGCAGGCAAGGGUCUGAAGAUGCAGGGGAAACUAAAGGACAAGGAUAUCGCCAACCUUCCUCCCAUUCACGAAAUCACCGACAUAUUCCGCGACAUUGUCCGUCGUAGCCCCGCCCUCAAGGACCUCGCAGAACAUAUCACUGGACGCAAACUCCGUGUCGCCACCAUGUGUUCGGGCACCGAGUCUCCGCUGCUGGCGCUGGACCUCAUCUGUACCUACGUGAAGGAACUAUACGACGUCGAGAUCGGUGUCGAGCAUGUUUUCUCCUGCGAGAUUGAGCCGUUCAAGCAAGGUUACAUCGAGCGCAACUUCAUGCCGCCCCUUCUGUUCCGAGACGUUUGCGAGCUUGGUGACGCCGAAGCCCACACCGCUUUCGGAGCCCUCGCUCCCGUCCCCGGUGACGUAGACCUCUUGGUCGCCGGCACGUCCUGCGUCGACUUCUCCAACCUCAACAACCAGAAGCAGACCAUCGACGGCGCCGGCGAGUCCGCGCGCACCUUCCGCGGCAUGAUGUCGUGGAUCACGAACCACCGGCCCCCCUUAGUCAUCCUCGAGAACGUCUGCAGCGCGCCCUGGGACGAGGUCAAGAAGCACUUCGAGUCCAAGGGCUACAGCGCGGCGUUCAAGCGGUUUGAUACCAAGAACUACUACAUCCCGCAUACGCGAACGCGAGGGUACCUCGUCGCAGUGGACCAGAAGCAUUCUGGCGUGCCCGCGCAGUGGUCGCAGAUGGUCAUGGCGAUGCAACGACAUGCGUCCUCGCCUAUCGAUGCGUUCCUGCUCGCUUCGGACGACCCUCGUAUAUUCCAGUCUCGUCAGAAGCUUGUGCAGGAGUCGGCUCAGGCACUCGAGAAAAAGUCAGGACGUACAGACUGGGGACGAUGCGAGUCGCGACAUGCUCGUGCUCGACUUGAGGAAAGGCUGGGCAACAAACGGCCGCUGACCUACUGGGAAAGCGGUGGCACCUGCAAGUUGCCAGAGCACGCCUGGAAUGACUGGGGAAGCGCCCAGGUCGAGCGCGUCUGGGAUUUGAUGGACAUCCUCACGUUGCGUAUGGCUUCAAAGGACAAUGUAGACCCCAACUACAAGACACAUGUAUGGAACCUGUCCCAGAAUGUGGAUCGCACCACCGGCAGCAACGCCAUCGGUAUCUGUCCUUGCCUGACUCCGAACAUGAUCGCCUUCAUUACCAACCGCGGCGGCCCCCUCGUCGGCCUCGAGGCCCUCUCGCUGCAAGGUCUCCCGGUCGACAAGCUUCUCUUGACGCGCGAAUCCGAGGACCAGCUAGCCGACCUCGCCGGCAAUGCCAUGUCGUCCACCGUCGUCGGCUCUUGCAUCAUCGCGGCGCUGAUCACUGGCAAGAAGCUCCUGAAAGCCGGCAGCGAGAGCCAGUCGUACGAGAAGAAGAAGGACUUGGUCGACGAGGACGAGGUACCUCAGGAGACGCAGAAGGCGGUUGAGAGCUUGGCCGCGCGGACGGAGGAUCGCAUCGUUGGCGAGGAGGACUUGGUGUUCCACAAGCUGGAGCUCUUCCCGACGCGGCAGCGCCCACUUCCCGAGUUGCUUAAUCUCGUGUAUCGCAGCAGGCGCAUGUGCUCGUGCGAGGGGAGGACGGACCAGACGAAGAAUACCCUCCUGCGCUGCUCGAACUGCCUGAGCACGAUCUGCAACCGCUGCGUGCGCACUGGCGAGCACCACGAUCUCCAGGUGGUCGACUUGGCCGCUGAGGCGCGUCUGUACCCCGCGGAUGUGGCCCGCGAGCUGAAGGAGGCGCUGCCGAUGUGCAUCCGUGUGCCGGAUGUGACCGCAGAAUUCCUCGACGACCUGGCCGCGAAGGGAGGCUGCGACACGUCCGAGAAGGACUACGUCAAGUGGAGAGACGCAUUUCUUCGCGCAUGCUCGUCGGAUAUCCGAUUUUCCGAGGUCAAGCGCCAGGAGGUGUGGACGGCUGUCUAUACCUCGGUGCACGCCACGCUGGAGCUCAUUCUGGAGCCCAAGUGCGUCGAAUGGAGGUUGUACGCCAAGGCUGACCCAGAGGAGCUCAGCCAGUCUGAGAUACGGCGUACCCUGUCGAAGGCAGUGGCGCGUCUGCAGUGCGAUGGCGAUGACCUCACGUCGGGCAAGUGGGCUAUCGCAUUGCCCGUUCAGCGGGAUAUCACCAUUCGUGUAGCUGCUGUCGGGGAGCCGGUUCCUUCCUGGCGUAAUCGCUUGGGCUUAGAGGACUUCAAGGACGAGUUUGCAUCGUCGCAGAUCAAGGUCAGCGUCGCUCCGGAAGAUAUGCCACAUCUGGAUAGCGACAUCUCCGGCGUCUAUGACCUGUUCCCGAAGUGCGGGACGGCAAACGGUGCGCUGCAUAAGAAGCAGAGCGAUGAUCCCGAAGCGCGUCCUUUGUGGUUCUUCCUCGACCCGCACCCGGUCUUCAAGGAUGACCAUUUCGUGUUCUCGCACAGCAAGCGGCGGCACGAGUAUAAGGAGACUCGGGCGCUGGUGUGUCGGGUUGAGGAUGUCAAUUGGGCGCCGCCGACUGGGGAGGACGAGCAGGAAGUUCAGUGCCGGACGCCGUGUCAAUGGGUUCCUAUCGAGUCCUUCAAGUUACAGGUCACAAGUAUCCAAGACGCGAAGUUUGGCACUCCCGCGCGGACGCUACUCGAUUCCAUGGGCGACGAUGCCUGCUCGUAUGCGACCGCACUGCUGUCCUGCGUUAUCCCCAUGCAGGCCUCGUCGGCCAUGGACUGGCCGCAGGGUGACUGGCGCACCGUUGACAAGAUCCACGAGCGCACCGUUUUCAAGGCGACGGCGUGGCUCUUCGAGCGCAGUCGGUCCAUGAGCGACAUGUUCAACCAAUGGCAGCCCGUCGCUUGCGAGCACCCUGGCCGCUGCGAUCGCUGUGCGCCCAAGUCGCCCGCAAUUCACUGGAUUCCGGCCCGUGGCAAGAAGAUGGUCGCCAUUGAGGACGCCGCGGAAGCUGGGGAGUACGAGCGCCGACUCAAGCGGCGUCCGAGCCCUUUCGUCAUCCAAUGGAAGCGCGACGAGGCGGGACUUUGCCAGCUGCGGAUUGGCAACAACAUCCCAUCCCUCUUGCAUCGUGCACAGGCGAAUUUACCCCCAACGAUCCUCGACGCUUCGCCCCUCAAGUUGUCCUUCCGGUUGAACACAGCGUACAUCGCCGCGUACACGAGCUCGUUGGCGAAGUUCACCAUGAAGAGCAAUAAGCAAGAUCCCGAGCACAAGCAGCCGCCGCACUUCAAGGUUCCCUUGCGCAAGGAGCAGCGGCGCUCGCUGAGCUGGAUGAUUGCGCAGGAGGCUCCCGGUGCGCCGCCCUUCCCUGAGGAGGAAAUCGCUGAAGCUGUGCUGGAACCCAUGCAAUGGCGUGCAGAGGCCAGGGCGGUCCGCGAAGUUCGUGUCAGGGGUGGUGUCCUUGCAGAUGCUGUCGGGUACGGCAAGACUGCGAUUUCGUUGGCGCUCAUCGACUGCAACCAGAAGAAGGUCGAGGACGAGCACGAGGAUGCAAACGACAUCUUUGGCAAGAUCUCCAUCAAGGCGACGCUCAUCGUUGUCCCUCCGCAUCUGAUCAAGCAGUGGGAGUCCGAGGUCGAGAAGUUUACGAGGCAGCAUUUCGAGGUCUUGCUAUUGUCGUCGCAUGCGAGCAUCAACACGAAGACGAUCGAGGAUUACGAGGAUGCGGAUAUUAUCAUCGCUGCCUCCAACCUCUUCAAGAGCGACAAAUACCUGGACAACCUUGCCGCCAUCGCCGGCUGCGGCUCGUUCCCGUCCAGCGAUGGUCGUUACUUCGACGCGCACCUGGACCGAACUCUGGAGGCCAUGAAGGAGAAGACGGAGAUUCUGAAGACGAAAGGUCCGGCGGCUUUGUUGGCUAAGAUGAAGGAGGACAGGAAGCGAAUGCGCGAUGAAGAAGCGGCUGCCGCUGCCGCUGCGGCGAUGCCUUCGAAGCGCCUGAAGGGCAAGAAGCUGCGCGAGGCCACGGAGAAGGUGACUGUCGCGACCAGCAGUGCAGCUUCUAGCAGCGCAGCACCGACUCCGGUACCCUCAUCUCCUGCCAGCGCCACCUCAUCUUCUACUCGAGUAGAAGUCGUCAUCGCAAGGCGUCCGGAUCUGACUGGCAUCGCCGCCACCGACGAUGAGGAAGACGAGACGCCGAAGCGCAGCUUGGGCAAGCGCCGCUCUGCUAAGAAGGUGAUCGUCUCGGACGAUGAGGACAGCGAUGUCAAGCCCGCUAAGCGCCCCGCGAUCAAGAAGGGCAAAAAGCGCGCCCUCGACUCCGACGACGACUUCGAGAUGGUGUCGGCAGGUGACGAGUCCGACGAAGAGGUUGAGGACGACGAGGACGAAGAUGCGCCGGCUGCCAAGAAGCGAAAAGGCGCGACUAAAGCGACGGUGACGCGCAGGGCGCCAUCGACGUCUGGCAGCUCCACUGCGGCCUCUUCAGACAUGGAGGUCGACGACGCCCCCAAGAAGGGCAAAAAGCGAAAGGCGGUUGACGACGACAAGAAGCCCGCCAAGAAGGUCGAUCGUAUGGCCACUGACCCCUGGAAGCUCGGGUCGCCGGCAGUCAAGAACAACUGGAUCAAGAUGAAGGCGCCGCCGCUGGAGAUGUUCCACUUUGCUCGCAAGAUCAUCGACGAGUACACCUACCUCGAUGGCAAGGUGCUUUCUUUAGUCACCAAGCACUCUGCGUCGCGGAUCUGGGUCUUGUCUGGCACGCCGCCCAUCCAUAACUUCGCCGCGUUAAAGACGAUCUCCAACUUCCUGAAUAUCCAUCUGGGGAUUGAUGAUGUCGGCGAGGGAAAUGCGAAGACGUCGGCCGAGCUCAAGAAGAGGGCCCGCGAUCAGACAGCCGCCGAAAACUUCCACUCUUUCCGUGAGGUUCACAGUAACGAAUGGCAUGCGCACCGUCUCGAGCACGGGCAGGCGUUCUUGGAUCAGUUCGUCAGACAGAACGUGGCAGAGAUCGACGAGAUCCCAUGGACGACGAAGGUGCAUUGGGUCAAGCUACCCGCUGCGGAGUACGCUUGUUAUCUCGAGCUGGCACACUACCUUCUUGGACUGGACAUGCAGGCCAAGAAGACGAAGAAGUCGGACAGCGAUCGCGAAAAGCGACUUGCCCAAGCGCUCGGCGAGAGCCAAGACGCUACUGAAGCCUUGCUCAAACACUGCUCUCACUUCGACCUCCAGCUGAAGCAGAUCAACGCCAUCACCGCUUGCGAUGCUAUCGUACAAGAACGCGAGCGUCAGAGGGACGACAAUAUCGGGGAGCUGAAAAAGGCUGUGAAGGAGCGGGCUAAGGAGGAGGAGAAGAUAUGGUCCGCCAUCCCGCAAGCGCCCGAAUCCCUCUUCCACUCGUGGGUGCGCACCAUGCUUACGAGCGGAACGGAGGACAAGGAGGCGACGGGUAUCAUUCGCGAGAUUCUCUCGGCUCUCAAUGUCAAGACGCGUCCCAAGACUCCCAAGGACAGCAAUGACAAGCUGCCCGAGAAACACAAGGAGCGUAUCUGGGCGCAUCGCGAGGCCACGCACGAACUCCGGAAGCUCGUUACCGAGCUCAUCGGCCGCAUACGCGCUUUGCGGUUCUUCACCCUCAUUCGCGACUUCCAGCAAGAGCGGGACGAGGCGUAUACCAUCAGCUGCUCGCACUGUGGGCGGAAGGACGUGACGAAGGAGGAGGCUGGAGUGUUCUCGUCGUGCGGGCACGCCGGGUGCUUGACAUGCUUGCAUGCGUGUGCCGCGGAGGAGAAGUGCGUGGAAGAGAACAAUGGUUGCAGGGCUCUUGCACGCAAGAUCAACAUCGUGGAGGCAAAGGUUCUCGGCGUUGACAACGUGGCGAGGGAUGGCAAGGGGCGCCAUUACGGUCGCAAACUGGAGGAGGUCGUCAAGCUCAUCAAUGGCUUGCCAAAGAACGAACGCGUUCUUCUAUUCGUCCAGUUCGCCGACCUGACGAAGAAGGUCUCGGAGGCGCUCGACUAUCACAAGAUCCCGCACCUCGAGAUCAAGGGCAGCGCGUCUGCCCGUAGCACGGCACUGGACAAGUUCCAGAAUGGCAGCAAGGAGCGUGUCCUGCUGCUGAACGUUCGCGAUGAGAGCGCGAGCGGGGCGAACCUGACGUGUGCCAACCACGCGAUCUUCCUCUCGCCUCUGCACGCGCCGACGAAGGACCUGUACCAGGCAUGGGAGACGCAGGCUGUCGGCCGUGUCGUGCGCUACGGACAGCAAAAGCCCGUGCAGAUCCACCGUUUCAUCACGAUGGACACCAUCGACUCGGAGAUAUUCGAGAAGCAGCACGCGGACUUGGCGCAGCAGGGCAAGGCCAUUGAGGAUGUGACUCGCGCGGUGGACGCGAUGGAGGUGGAUUAGUGCGCGUCGAUCUUUGGGGUAAUUUAUGAUCUUUUACCUAUCUGUAUACCAUCUGUCUUGCAUAGAGGCUUAAUCUCCUGGCAUUUAGAGAUACGCUGUACGUACUUGCUUUGAUCAUCGUGUUGUCCAGUGGCUUGCAACGUUGUCGAUACCUAUGCUCUCGUCUGAAGUUUGCUAGACAUGGACUGAGGAACUACAAGACUGUAGUGUGCGUAAUUUUCGAGGAAUGGGAAGAGCCUGCCCGUC
Messenger RNA from Schizophyllum commune H4-8, 7083 nucleotides. RefSeq lists its product as uncharacterized. Gene Ontology annotation, molecular function: ATP-dependent chromatin remodeler activity; ATP binding; methyltransferase activity. The transcript has 10 exons. The coding region runs from base 46 to 6837 and encodes 2263 amino acids. The record is from RefSeq and is a predicted model, not a curated record. NCBI's taxonomy places the organism in Eukaryota, Fungi, Basidiomycota, Agaricomycetes, Agaricales, Schizophyllaceae.